AUUGUUGUUGGAAUAUAUACCCUUCAAACGAUCGAGUUGUGUGGUUAAUUGUUACUGCUCUUUGAACUUCGGUCAUGGAGUCUUUCAACAAAUCCAGCGCGGUGAAGCUCCGAAGCCACAUGGACAAGUACCUGUACGCCGACUACGACCAGAAGACGGUACGCCAGAGCCGAAGCGGCUCCUCGCGCAGAGCUAAAUGGUUCGUGGAGUUUGUCGAAGGGAAAAACCACGCGAUACGCUUGAGGAGCUGCGACGGAAAGUACCUCACCGCCACGGACGUCGCGUUUCUUCUAGGUAUGACCGGGUACAAGGUGCUCCAGACCGAGCCGGAUGAAGGUUACUACUGGAAGUACGAGUGGGAGCCGAUACGGGACGGGUUCCAGGUGAAGCUGAGGACCUGGUGCGGGAAAUACCUCCGCGCGAACGGAGGAACGCCGCCGUGGAGGAACUCGAUCACGCACGACGACCCGCACAGCUCGUCCACGCAGAAUUGGAUCCUGUGGGAUGUGGAGGCGGUGGAGUCGGAAUCGGUGCUUAUGUCGUCUCGGUCGAGCUUGUCUUCAUUGUCUGAUGAGGUCUUCGGUUCGGAACCGGAGUCCCCCAUGUCGGUUAUCUCCUCCACGGCUUCAUCGAGAUUUUCUUCAAAGCAGAGCAUGUCCAACAAGUUCCGCUCAGGAAUGGGCCUCUUCCACAACGCAAAGGCGGUGCGCCUCCGUAGCCACCACGACAAGUAUCUCCUAGCCGAGGACGACGAGGAGUCAGUCACCCAAGACCGAAAUGGAUCCUCCAAGACUGCCCGCUGGACCGUCGAGUUCUUGCCGGACUCCGACUGCAUCAUUCGCCUCAAGAGCUGCUACAACAAGUACCUCACCGCCUCCAACCAGCCCUUCUUGCUCGGUAUGACCGGUCGCAAGGUGGUCCAGUCUUUGCCCCAGAGGCUCGACUCCUCUGUCGAGUGGGAACCCGUUAGAGAAGGGACCCAGGUCAAGCUCAAGACUCGGUAUGGCAACUUCUUGAGGGCUAAUGGCGGACUCCCUCCCUGGCGGAACUCUGUGACCCAUGAUGUUCCUCACAGGACCGCCACCCAGGACUGGGUACUUUGGGAUGUCGAUAUCGUUGAGAUUCAGGUUCAGUCUCCGCGUCCUAAAUCUCCGCCUCCGGAACCGGUUCGACGUGUCGACUCUUUGGAGUUAAAUCCGAGCUCCCCAACUCCGGCUUCCAUCAAAUCUGGGAAAUUCUCAAGACAAGAGUCUGCUGAUCCUAAUGUGAGUUCGCCACCCAAGUCGGAUGGGAGGACUAUUUACUACCAUGUGGCCGAUGAGAAUGGUGUUGUGAUCGAGGAAGCUGUAGAGGGAUAUCCAUUUACUUUUAAGGGGAAUGGGGUCGAUGAAUUGACCCGUAAAUUGGAGGAAGAGACGGGGUUAGAGGGUAUCAUUGUGUGUAAUCGUUUUAAUGGAAAGCUUUAUCCCCUUCGCUUGCAGCUUCCUCCAAACAAUGCGUCUAUGAAUGUCGUAGUGGUUUUAUCGUCAUCAAAAGUGGCAAAGGACUUUGCAAAACAAGGUUUAUCAUGAUGAAGACCAUGUGGACAUCAUAAUUUUGUUCAAAAUAUCCACGAACGAAUGUUCUGUACAUUCUGAGUAAGGCAUGUUGCUGUUCGUGUGCCACCUCAAAGCAUCCUGGAACCAAUUUUAACAGGUUGCCCAUCUUGCCUGCUGUGUUUUGUACUGAAUGUAUCAAUCGAAUGGAGAGAAUUAAGAGCACAUGUGCAUAUAUAUUUUUUUUUUUUUAAAAAGUUUUUAAUGAUGGAGAGUCGUAAUGUUCGAUCAAUAAUGUUCCAAUCUGGUUCUUCUCGGAAACAAUUCAAAAGAUACUUUCUAUAGGGUUAGUGAGAAUAUGUUGUAAAAACUUCUGCAUGCUUUCUGCCUUUGGGGGAGCCAUGAUUUGAUGGUUUUGUAUCUCCUGGUACGCCCUCCCAGUUGCUUUUUGAGGCUUGUGUAAUUAAUUUUGCUGUAAAAUUAUUGAAAAAUUCUAUUUGCAA
Molecule: messenger RNA, 2038 nt
Organism: Juglans microcarpa x Juglans regia
Lineage: Eukaryota; Viridiplantae; Streptophyta; Magnoliopsida; Fagales; Juglandaceae
Exons: 4
Coding region: 75-1571 (498 amino acids)
Source: RefSeq, a predicted model, not a curated record